AUGCUCAUCGUCAUCGGUGAAGCUGGUACGGUCCGAGUCUUCAGACGUGUCGUGGGUAUUACUCCGAGCGAUUUCAUCACCGGUGGAACCUGGAGGCUGAACUGCGCCGGAGGUCAUGCCAUCCGUCUCGUCCUCUGGCAACAGGUGGGAAGUUGGAGGGGGUUGAACAAGAACCUCGGAAUCAAUUUUGAAGAAGCGUUGGAAAAGAGACGCUGGCGCAGAGAGACUGCCGCCAUGACAGGAGGAUGGAACACGUUACUUUCAGCUAUUACUCAGCCUCUGACUAAUACUGCAAUGAUAUCCUUCCAAGCCAAUGUCGGCCAGCCGCUCAGCCAGCCGCCUGCUCAGCAGCCAGGACAGCCAGGACAACAACAGCAGCAGCAUCAACAACAGCAGCAGCAGCAGCAGCAAUCGCAAGCACAACAACAAUCACAGCAGCAACAACACCCCGCGAUGCGUCUCAGAGACGACCCUCCUCCCAUUACCCGCACUUCCAGAAAGCGCAAGUCUCCUGCUACAGAUCCUCAGCAGCCACAGACCAUACAGCAUGUCCUUCCUCCUCCUCAUGCUCUCAUGCAUCCAUUAUCCGCCCCACUUCCCCCGGGUUAUCCCUAUGGCCCACCUGCCGAUUACACACCCGGCGGCAUGCCCCCCAAUCCUCCCCAUCAGCAUUCUCAAUCACCUCCUCCCGGUUCCGCAAGCGGCCGCGCUCUGAGUUCCAGCAAGCGUGCAGAACAGAAUAGAAAGGCUCAGCGGGCUUUUAGGGAGCGCAGAGAUCAACACGUUAAAGCCCUCGAGUCUCGCUCUCAGCUGUUGGACGCCGCCCUUGCUUCCGCUGAUGAGGCAAAUCGCCGUUGGGAGGAGUGUCGUGCCCUUGUAGACCAGCUCCGCGUUGAAAAUGCCGCUCUUCGUGCCGCCCUCAGCCAAGCACAACUCUUGCCCCAAAACCCUGGCAACUCCGUCCCUCACAAUGCGGAAGUACACGGCGGAAAUCUGACUGCCAUUCCUCCCCAUUCAGUUUUUGACAUACGCACUUUGUCAUCCUGGAAUGUCGUCAAGUUUCCGUCCUUGGAGCCUGCGGAGAGGCUUGCUUUGGGAAUCCCAAGGAAAUUGAAACCAAUUCUGAUCUCCGGUUGUGGUCCAGUUGCAUCUGAAAGCAAAGUGGAUGCAGACCCACAAGACCUCCAAAAGCAACCCCCUGUCUCCCAAUCGAAUCCGAUUCAACAAACGCGAAAACCCGUUCUAGUAGAAAGUGAAAAGCAACUGCACCGUGUAAGUGCACUUAUUUUUGGAGAGAAGUUCUACGCUCAAUUGACGCAUGUCCAAAAGUUGAGAGGCCCACCAAAGGAAAUCAGGCUUAUACUCAACGAUCUCCCUAAUGAACCUCCCUUGUUGCUUGGCGGGACGUCAAAGAGUGGGGCUAGCAAGGGAACCCGAUCGCGCUCUGCUACUCCCAUAAGUAGCUGGAGUCCAACUCCGAAUCCUGUGAACAGUUCACCGGCUCGUCACGAUGAAGAUAACCCUUUGGAGUCAAAGACAUCAGCAACAAGCGGUUUGAUUGACGUCCCAUCUAGCAUCCCUGCGCCCACCCCAGCUCAGCGAGCAAGACCAUCGCCCGCCCCGCAGUCUUCUCCAGUACCCUUUUCAUCACUCCCCGUUGAUGAAAGUUUACUGUCGGCGAGGAACGCAAAUACCCGUGCGUCUCCUUUUUUGCAACGCGAAGUGCAGCGUAGGGUACCGCUGCCAUUGCCCAAGUCUGUCAUUCAUGGAGAUGGACCGCCCCUUGUCCUGGUUCCCAACUCUGAUACUUCAGUGACAGCCUCACAGUCCAUACCCCUUUCGCAAUCGCAAUCACAAUCUCAACCUCAAAAAGGAUCAAAAUACUACCCAGAAGAUGAGGAAGAGCCCGAGAAUCAGCGAACUAAUGAUUUGGCACCAGAGUUGUCCAGUCAGGACGAAGUGUAUGACGGUGACCAAUCAUCUCCAGAGCGAUUCGAUAAACUUAGACUUCAUAAAAAAGUCGCAUUCAAGCGAACUUAUUCCAAGAAAAGUUUGCCGAAACCGGAAAUGAACGAAGAGAAGCAGACAACGCGUGUCGUUAAAGUGUUGGACGAAGAUGAUGCGCAAACGGACUUGCAGCUUUUUGGCUCAAAGGGUCGCGUGGAUCGAGCACGUUGUGAUCCCGUACAACAUGAUGCAAAGGUGUGGGAGGGGCCAAGCUUUCUGCAGACCAACAAAAAUUCAGGAGUGGAUAGCGUUGGCUUGCUGCUUGGGGGAAUAAAUAACAAAGGAAUGCUGGAGGUGGUAGGCAUGGUCUUGGGCAAGAGCGACAUCAGAACUAUGUUCUGCCUUGUCGUAUUUUGCAUUAUAUCUCUUAUCCUUGCAUAUCUAACAAAUCCAUCGGAAAACUCUUUUCGAGCCUAUCUCACUGAACAAUCUUUUCGUCACCAUCUCAGUCGUUUGGACGAUCACGUCGAUGAUGAUCAAGUAGCGCAAGACGACUUCACUACCCGAUCCCCACCCAAGAUGCGCACAACUCCAAGCGGCCAUGCCGCCAACAAAUCUUCAUCUUUUCACUUUGCAAAUCGCGCGUCCGUGUCGCUCCGAACCCCGAAGCACGUUUUCCACAGUUUCGCCGUUUUUACCAUCGCUGCCAUGGUCCCUCUUUCUGAAGCGGGUGCAAGUGAUGAUCGUGAUGGGCGGAUGAUAUCGGAUUCUUGGUAUAUCGGGGCAUUUGGUAAAUGGUGGCGAGGAGGUGUACUGGAAAAUUGGUAUCAGGACGUUAUUGCCCGAUCCAAGGACGAGGAGAGCUGGAGCUCGGGUAUCCUCAGCAUGAAAAGUCUUGAUAUGUUUCAGGACUUUAAUGGAUCUACGUACUCUACAAAGAAUCUUCCUCCUCAUUUGACCAGAGGAUCUCCGCCCAGGCUUAGGAAUCGGGAACGGCCUACGCAAAGGUCGACUGCCACGCCAGCUCGCAGUUCUACUCCACCGCCCCUUCCAAAGACAGCAUCGUUACCUUUGCAUACCACGCGAUUACCGUUAGCGUCAAUCGAACGGUCGUGCGAUUAUCUCGGUCAAGGAACACCCCAUUCUCAUGCUCAGCCAUCUCCAGUCGACUCAAUGCGAAUAGGCCCCUCCCUCCCGUCUCGCUCGUCUUCUGCUGCAUUUGAGCAAUCCCCUGUCAUUGCAGAAGUUCUUCGCCAAAUAUCCAGUGUCAAGUCAUCUGUUUUAGAGCUUCGUUCUCAACUUAGCGAGUGCCAAACUGCUGCUUCCCAGUCUCAUCAUCAUCUUCAAACUGAAGUAGAUGCUUGUCGUGAGAGAAAACGACAGGAAGAUUUGGCUCGACUUGAAAUCAAAUCCCGCACGAAGAGUUUAGACGAUUCGAAACGUAGCGCAGAAUCACUAAAAAGGGAAGCGGAAAAGAAGCUUAGGAUGGUUCAAAGUGUGCAUGACGGUGCGAAUCAGCGCAUGGAUUACCUGGACAAGGAAAUUGGUGACCUUGGUCUUCGUCUUCGAGAGGACCGGGAUUUUCUUCAAACUCACAAGACCACCAUAUCCAACACGGCACUUGAAAUUGCGGAAGCCCUCGAGCAGAAGAGGCAGGAGAUCAAGGUCACUGAAGACGUGGUUUCUGCUCUGAACCAGAGAUCCCGUGAAUUAGAGGAGAAACUUUUGAAGGAGAAAGAGAGAUUGAGGAAUCUAAAGGAAAUGGCCGACUUUCGCAAACAGGACCUCUCGCUUUCGCUUAACACGUCUGACCAACUUUGUUCUGAUCCACGACUUGUGUCCUACCUGCCUGAUCACGAUGCUGUGAAUGGCUCCACUAUGGUUGUCGGACAGUGCCUGUCAACUGGGAAUAUAACGACACCAUCCAGUCCCUGUGACGACAACUGCCUCCAAACGUUCAAUCGCACAUCGCCGCUAUAUUCUCUACAGCGCAGCCCAUUUGCAGACGUCGCCCUCGGACCUAUCAAUCCACAAGGUUUUUUUGCUCCUGCAGACCAGAGCGACAACUCUUCCAGGUCAUUUCAAUCAGACACGGACGCGUUCUUGGAUAGAGAUUGGCGCGGAAACACAUCGUACACGUCGUCCCCGACCUCGAUUGGCAAUCCAUUCGAAAUGCAACGCAGUCCUUGGUUGAAAUCGCUUGAUGACGAAAACCUGGACGACAGGUGUCGACGUUGGCCAUUCAUGGGGAAGGCGAAGAGAGGGUUGAAUCCAGACGCCAAAGAGUUUAGCCUUUCCAGGAAAUCUUCGCCUGGCGUCAUUGGCGGGUCGUCCACUUACGACGCCCUGAAUCCAAAUGGUCUUGGGAUAUCUGCGAUGACGGCAUCCACAAGUAGCUCAUUGUUACGGGCAUUCGCUCCUUUGCCUGAAGAGCGUGAGGCUCUUCAACGGGCGUUGGGCGGAUCCACGAAUACGAGUUUUGAACGUCUGCCUAGCCUGAGUGAUGUGGGAAGCAUUUCCUCUUCCCCGUCUCAUUCACACGCAUUAUUGCCCCAUCCCCCUGCACAGGAGAUGGGAAAGAUGAUUCCGUCGUGGUUACAGGCCCUACCUCGCAUGCGCAAGGUGAAUUUCAGCCCCUGGGACGACGAGGAGCCGAGUGGGCAGUUAGAGAAUAUGUAA
Laccaria bicolor S238N-H82 is the source of this 4626-nucleotide messenger RNA. RefSeq lists its product as uncharacterized. Gene Ontology annotation, biological process: regulation of DNA-templated transcription. The record is from RefSeq and is a predicted model, not a curated record. The transcript is spliced from 13 exons. Bases 1 to 4626 code for a protein of 1541 amino acids. Gene Ontology annotation, molecular function: DNA-binding transcription factor activity. Lineage: Eukaryota; Fungi; Basidiomycota; Agaricomycetes; Agaricales; Hydnangiaceae.